GACCAAUGGUGGCCGAUAGGUAUAUCGAGUGACUUCCACCUCUACCGCGUUUUCGGUAAAAGUGGAGAAAAUAAAUAGCAUUUUCGCAAGAUAUUUAAUAAAACAUCACAGAGAAACAUCUAGCAUUGCCAUGCCUACAGAGGACUUCUACUUGCGCUAUUACGUGGGCCACAAGGGCAAGUUCGGGCACGAGUUCUUGGAGUUCGAGUUCCGGCCGGACGGCAAGCUGCGCUACGCCAACAAUUCCAACUACAAAAAUGACACCAUGAUCCGCAAGGAGGCCUUUGUGCAUCAGUCCGUGAUGGAGGAGCUGAAGCGCAUCAUUAUCGACUCGGAGAUUAUGCAGGAGGACGACCUGCCGUGGCCGCCACCAGACCGUGUUGGUCGCCAGGAACUGGAGAUUGUCAUUGGCGAUGAACACAUCUCGUUCACUACCUCGAAAACCGGCUCGUUGGUGGACGUGAACCGAUCUAAGGACCCCGAGGGCUUGCGCUGCUUCUACUACCUGGUGCAGGAUCUCAAGUGCCUGGUCUUCUCACUCAUCGGCCUGCACUUCAAGAUCAAGCCAAUAUAAGCGACAUACUUGAUCGUAAGCCUAUUAUUUUUUGUAAUGAAAUCUACAAUACUUGUACCCGUAUUAGCUCUAAUGACAUACUCUUGUGUACAGUUUGAGAAGUCUGGAUAAGUGAAAGAAAUCAACAAAUCUAAUAAAUAACGACAAUGGAGAAUGA
Messenger RNA from Drosophila kikkawai, 731 nucleotides. It is a transcript of the gene mago, whose product is annotated as mago, exon junction complex subunit. NCBI's taxonomy places the organism in Eukaryota, Metazoa, Arthropoda, Insecta, Diptera, Drosophilidae. The record is from RefSeq and is a predicted model, not a curated record. Gene Ontology annotation, cellular component: nucleus; exon-exon junction complex; catalytic step 2 spliceosome. Gene Ontology annotation, biological process: RNA splicing.